AUGCGUGCCAUUUCGGUCACAGUGACGCUACUGUUCUGUGCUAAUACAUGGGCCUUUCUAAAAGCCAGUCAAAACAAUCAGAGUCUUACUAUUGCUAACGACCGGCUGGUUGCAUCGGUGAGCAAAUCAAAAGGGUAUAUCAAUGUUUUGACGCUCGACGGCCAAAACCUUCUUGGAACAGAAUCUGGUAACACUGGUGUUGGACCAUAUCUUGAUUGCUACUGUACUCCGAGUGGUUUCUGGACGCCUGGUCGUGGUAAAGAUGUUCAAUAUCAAUUAUUCAACGGCACCGACUCAACCGGCACCCCAUAUGGCGGUAUCAGCAUGGGAGAAACGUAUGCGCCUACCGGCCAACGGCUGGAGCAAUACUGGUUUCUAAAAGAAGGCGAGACUGGGCUUCAUACUUUCAGCCGAAUAGUAUACCACAACGAGACUACGCCAUUUCUGCGGAACCUGCAGGAGUUCCGGACUCUAUUCAGACCCAACCACGACCCUCCACUCUUCACCCACUUUGUCACCAACGACAAGUUUUCCGCACCCCGUCCAGAUACAAAUGGUCAAGCAGUCGUUCAAGAUGCUACCUGGCAGCUUGCCAAUAAAGACGAUCCAUACGUAAAAGGCGUAGGCGACUACUUCACCAAGUACACCUUCCAAGACAGCUGGCGCAACCACCUCGCCCACGGCAUGUACGCCGAUGGCCGCACCACAAACGGGACCACGUACGGCGCCUGGCUCGUUCACAACACCGUCGAAACCUACUUCGGCGGUCCCACACACUCAGACCUCGUCGUGGACGGCAUCGUCUACAACUACAUGGUCUCCAACCACCAUGGCGCCCAAACCCCAAACAUAACAAACGGCUUCGACCGCACUUUCGGCCCACAAUACUUCCACUUCAACACGGGCGGUACACUGGACGAACUGCGUAAAGACGCAGAGCAAUACGGUCAACGCCCAGAUUGGAACGCACCCUUCUACGACUCCAUCGCCGCCCACGUCCCAAAUCUCCUUCCAUCAUCCCACCGCGGCACCUUCGAAGCAACCAUCUCUCUCCCCGCCGGUGCCCAAAACCCCAUCGCCAUCCUCACCACCACCGGCCACAACUACCAAGACAACGCCGCAAACAGCACCGCAUACCAAUACUGGACGCCCAUCCCCUCUUCCGGCACCAUCUCCAUCCCCCGCGUAAAACCCGGAUCCUACCGCCUCACCCUCUCCGCAACCUCCAUCUUCGGCGACACCACCCACGACUCCAUCUCCAUCUCCGCCUCGCACACAACCACACUCAACAUGACCUGGACCCCCGAAUCCGCCGGUAAAGAACUCUUCCGCAUAGGCACCCCCGAUAAAUCCUCUGGCGAAUUUCGCCACGGCACCUCCCCUUCCCCCACCCACCCUUUGCUAACCGAAGAAUACCGACUCUACUGGGCCGCCUACGAUUUCAUCACCGAUUUCCCCUCGGGCGUGCGCUUCAAGGUGGGAGGACAAGAUGACGAGAGCACGGCCCUGAAUUAUGUCCAUUGGGCUGUUUUUGGGGGUAAAGGGAAUAGUCUGAGGCCUGUGCCGGUGCCUGAUCAUGUUUAUGACUGGAGUAUAGUGUUUGAGUUGCCAAAGGAGGAGGGGCAGGGAGGGGCAAGGGGCAAGAAGGCGACGUUUACCGUGCAGCUUGCGGCCGCGAAGACGGCGGCGGGGAAUACCGAUGUGAAUUCGGGCGAGGAGGAGUGGGCGGAUUUGCCGUUGAGUGUGCGGGUUAAUGGCGUGGGCGUGGGCGUGUGGGUUAUUCCAUACUACCAGUCUUCAUCCUGCGCGGUGCGUUCAGCCGUGUCGUGCUAUCAUUUGGCGCACAAAUUUGAGUUUUCGGGGGAUUUGCUCAAGGAGGAAGGGGAGAAUGAGAUUGUGCUGAGUCUGCCGUAUAAUGCGACGGAUAGUGAGAGUGCGGUAUUGCCCGAGGCAGUGUAUGUGCAGUAUGAUGCGUUUAGGUUGGAGGUGGAGUAA
Bipolaris oryzae ATCC 44560 is the source of this 1995-nucleotide messenger RNA. RefSeq names its product polysaccharide lyase family 4 protein. The transcript has 3 exons. The coding region runs from base 1 to 1995 and encodes 664 amino acids. Gene Ontology annotation, molecular function: catalytic activity; carbohydrate binding. The record is from RefSeq and is a predicted model, not a curated record. Gene Ontology annotation, biological process: carbohydrate metabolic process. NCBI's taxonomy places the organism in Eukaryota, Fungi, Ascomycota, Dothideomycetes, Pleosporales, Pleosporaceae.